AUGGAGGAUGAAGCACCUUACAUCACGCGAUUGGCUUUGCCGCCCGACUACGACAACGUCGUCGAAUUCAUGUGCGAAGUAUACUACAAACACGACCCAGCAAUCCAGAACAUUGGACUAUCCGGCACAGAGGCGCCUCUAAUUUGGAGGAAAAUGAUGGACGAUCAAGUGAAACAGGGAUUGUCGAUCAUCGCGGAAAAUCGUGAACACUGCAUCAUCGGCGCCGCCCUAAAUUGCCCGGUGACCAAACAAGAGAUACAAAUGUUCUACGAUUUAGCGAAAUGCUGCGAAUGCGGUACUCUUCAGAAGGUAAUCCAGUUCUAUGGUUACGUGGCCGAGGCCGCAAGGGUCUGGGAUCGUUUCUGUGUCCACACCGUCUUCGAACAAGCCACUUUAAUCGUCAACGAAGAGUACCGAGGUAUGGGCAUCGCUAAAAGACUCGUACAAGAAAGUUGGAUACUGGCACGCGAUUGUGGAUAUCGAUUGUUUCGGAUGGACUGCCUUAGCAGUUUCGGCGCGAGAAUAUGCGAAGGUUUCGGAUGGGAAGAAGUUUGGAGAAUGCCAUAUAGCGGGUACGUGAGCAACUGCGAGAUAGUUUUCAAAUACGUGAAAGAACCACACACUCAGUGCCGAGUAUUCGUGGAUCACCUGCAACGCUGCAAGACUUAUUGUCCACCGUACAAAAAGUGUCAAAAGGUCACCCGUACGCCUGCCUGA
Molecule: messenger RNA, 717 nt
Organism: Megachile rotundata (alfalfa leafcutting bee)
Lineage: Eukaryota; Metazoa; Arthropoda; Insecta; Hymenoptera; Megachilidae
Product: arylalkylamine N-acetyltransferase 1
Molecular function (GO): N-acetyltransferase activity
Source: RefSeq, a predicted model, not a curated record